Exaiptasia diaphana is the source of this 1008-nucleotide messenger RNA. RefSeq lists its product as uncharacterized. NCBI's taxonomy places the organism in Eukaryota, Metazoa, Cnidaria, Anthozoa, Actiniaria, Aiptasiidae. The record is from RefSeq and is a predicted model, not a curated record. The transcript has 3 exons. Bases 1 to 927 code for a protein of 308 amino acids.
AUGUAUAGCCAUACUAAAAGUAAUAAAUCACGAACGUACGGUCUAGCAGACGGCCUAUCUGGAAUUAAAAUUAGCUGGUACAUAACGUCGUACGUUUCAAAGUUCUUAGGAGAAAUAAUUCAAAACAAGCGACUUGAUUUCGAUGAAUACCGUUCAAGAGAAUCGACAAUAAGUGAAGCUUUUGGUCUCUUGUGGCAGAACCCCAAAACUGGAGAGUGCCCAGGUCGAAGUGGAGACGAUAGCCUUCAUGUAACUGCCGUUGCAUGCGCUCUGCUUGAUCUUUAUGCAAAGAGAAGGAUUGAGUUCCGAAAGAAGAAAAAUAAAAAAGGCUUUCUCCUCGGACGAUUAUUUCCCACCAGCGACGUUUUCCAGGAUUAUGUUGUAACGGUAAUCGAUCGACGACCAACGUAUACAUUUCUGGACGACUGUAUUUUCAACCUGAUUCUGGAUGCUGAAGCCGAGUACACAGCAAUAGAAUGGAUGUCGAGAUCACUAUCCCAUCCAAGUCACGUGCUCAUGGGCAUCCUCCGAAGUCUGGUUAAUAAAGGAAUCUUCGUCAUGAAAGUGGAGCAGGAUUCAAACGAUGUUCUCUUUCCUACGAUUAACACAGUAUUUAAUUCCACCUAUCUAGAUCCACAAAGAAAGCUUCGAGAUGAAAUCCGCAUGAUUGGGCUUCACAACCAUGUAGCCAAUGGAUUCAUGUGGCCAUUACUGAAGUUAACAAGAGGCCACGACCACGUCCCACUCUGCUAUGUCAAACUCGUCGACAAACUAUUCGACGAUGCAGACAAGGAUGGCUUGGACAACAUCGAUAAAAAUAUGUUCCCCGAUUGCAUCUGUGAAAGUGAAUGCAAGAAAAAGCAUAAAGCUUUUCGAGGAUGGAAAAAGAGAUCGACUGAUUCGUUUGACAGUCCGCUGUUUGAUUGAAUUAUUAGAUGAUUUGACAUUGCGUAAUACACCAUAUAAGCCUCAAUUUUUAUUAGUACUACGAAAGCGUUUGUAAAAAAG